AGCCCAGCGCCGCGGACCCUCCGCUGGAGCCGCGCCCGCCGCCCCUCGACCGGCCCCGAGCGAGCCUGGGUCGCGCGCCUUUCCCUUCCCCGCGCGCCCCGCACGGCCACAGCCUCCGAGCACAGGUGCCUGUGAAGACUGGACGUGAGCCCGUCGGGGGCACGGGCGUGAUGUCGGCCCAGAAGCUUGUGGCCUGCCUCUGCCAGGAAGGGGACCAGCACCUUGCCCUGGGGGAGCCCCUGCUGGCCACCGCCUUCUACCUGGCUGCCUUCAGCUGCCACGCCCCCUCGGCGGUGCAGAGGGUCCGAGCUGCCCUGGCCGAGGCUCGUGGGGCACCCGUGGUGGCCACCCUGGAGGCCUGGUGCCGUGGUGACAGCCAGAUCCCGGCCAUCCACUGGGACGGUAUGGCGGUGGUCUCCCUGACGGGGAGCCUGGCCUCCGCCUUCCUGGCGGCCCUCUGCCCGGAUCACCCGGCCGCAGUCCUGCACUCUCUGGCCAGCCUGCUGGUGCACGGCCGCCACGGGGAGGUGGUGCAGCGCUGUGGCGCCCUGCUGGACGCUCACUCCCAGCAAACCCUGGAGCUGCGGCUGACCCGCGCCCUGGCCUGGGUCCUGUCCGGGACGCAGGUGGACGCUGGCAUGGCCGACUACCUCCAGGCCUUUGCCUUGAGUGCCGACCGGACUGUGGCCUUCGUCCGCACCCACCAGCAGCCCUACCUCCCCGUGCUGGUCAGCACCCUCCAGGACUUCAUCUCGGGGCGCCAGGAGGCCGGGGACAGUGCCAGCCAGCAGGAGACCGACUGCCAGAGACUCCUGGCAGCCCUGGCCCCCAGUGGCACCUGGAGCGACGUCCUGUCUCCCGAAGCUUUGCUCCUCCGUGGCAGGUACGCGGACUGCCGGGCAGCAUGCAGCCGGGCCCUUGAGUCCGAGCCGCCGGGCAGCAGACCGCAAGGUGAGCAUCUGGCCGCCCUGCUGGUCACCCGGGCAGCCGCGGCCUUCCUCUUGGACCGCGGGGCUCAAGACCUGCUUCGGGACCUGCACGGGGCCUUCCGCGAGAGCCCCUUGGGGGCGCGCAGGCAUUUGGAGGCCUUGCUGUCGGCGGGGGACCGGGAGCGCCUGCGGGCCCAGGUGCAGGAGGCCGCAGACGUCGGCUUCGCCCAUUUCCAGGAGGUUGUGCGGAGCCGCGCCGAGCUCCGCGAGGACUCCGGCCGCGAGCUGCUGGCGCCGGUGGCCCGUGCGCUCCGCGUCCUGCGGCGUGUGGCUCCGCCCGGGGCGCGGCCCGCACUGGGCGCCCGCCUAGCCGAGUGCCUGCUUCUGGCCGGGGACGCGGCGGGUGCCCGGGCGCUGUGCGAGCGCCUGCUGAGGCCCGCGCUCCCCGGGGACCGUGCGCCCCUGCUGGCGCUGCGCGGCUUCUGCGCGCUGCACGCUGGCGACGCGCGGUGCGCCCGGGAGGACUUCCAGGCGGUGGUGGAGCAGGGCCCGCCGCACCCGAACGGCUGCGUGCGUGCUCUGUGCGGCCGCGGGCUGCUGCGGGUGCUUUCGGGCAGCGCGUUCCUGGGCGCGCUGGACUAUGUCACCGCCUGCCGGCUGCGGCCGGAGGAGACUCUGCUCGUCGCCAAGGCCUACGUGCCCUGGAACCAGCGAGGGCUGCUGCUGACGGUUCUGCGGGAGGAGGGCCGCCGGAUGCUGGAGCGGAAGCUGGACCUGGGACCCGGGGGCGCGCCGGGCUGCCGGAGUAAGGCCGCGGAGAUGGACAGCCCCGCUGCGCAGGAAGGGGACGCCCAUGGUGUGCACCAGCUGGCCAUACUUUUGAUGGAGCUGGAUGCAGAAGACGAAGCUUCACGCCUCCUGGCAGCUGAUGCCCUGUACCGCCUGGGCCACCUGGACGACGCCCAUAAGGCGCUCCUGGUGGCCCUCUCCCGGAGGCCCCAGGCGGCCCCUGUGCUGGUGCGGCUGGCCCUGCUGCAGUUGCGAAGAGGCUUCUUCUACGACGCCAACCAGCUGGUGAAGAAGGUGGUCCAGUCUGGGGACACAGCGUGCCUCCAGCCCACCCUGGACGUCUUCCGCCAUGAAGACCGGCAGCUGCUGCAGGGCCACUGCCAUGCGAGGGCCCUGGCCAUCCUGCGGGGGGCGCCAAGCGGGGCCGAGGGUGGAGCCCACACCAGGGAGGCCAUCGCCUACCUCUCUUUGGCCAUCUUCUCCGCAGGGGGUCAGGCAACUGAGUCCCUGCUCACCCGUGCCCGCUGUUACGGGUUCCUGGGCCAGAAGAAGACCGCCAUGUUUGACUUCAACUCCGUGCUGCGGGCCGAGCCAGGGAACGUGCAGGCGCUGUGUGGACGGGCACUCCUGCACUUGGCCCUGGACCAGCAGAAGGAGGCUGUGGAUGACAUCCUCUCAGCUCUGAAGCUCGACCUGACGACAGUGGUCCCUGAGAUCUGCUCUCUGAAGCCAGAGGCACGGGCCCUCAUCACGCAGGGUCUGUCCUCCCGCUGCCGGGUCCUCCUGAGCCAGUCACUGGACACCGGGGCUCCCCUCAGUGACGAGGACACCCAGGGCCUCCUUGCCGCAGGGGAGGCACUGGUCAAAAUCGAUGCCGGGCAGCUGAGCUGGCACAUCCUCCUGGCAGACGUGCUCACUGCUGUGGGAAGCUAUGAGGAGGCUGGCACCCACCUGCAAAAAGCCCUACACCCCGCUCCGCCAUCAGAGCCUGCCCGAGCCCGGCGGGGCCUGCUCCGGCUCAAGAAGGGAGACGUGGUGGCUGCUGCGCGGGAUCUGCAGUGCCUGGCGGAGACGGAUGCCCGGGACCUCGGCUUCCUGCUGCAGCUUCUGGAGGCCUCGGAGCGGCAGAGCCUCACCCAGGUCGCAGCCCAGGAAGCUGGCACCCUCCUAAGCUCAGGGCAGCCUGGGCAGGCGCUGGGCUACUGCUCGCUGGCCGUCCUGGCCGGUGGUGACAAUGCCUGGCACCUGCGUCUGCGGGCCGCCUGCCUGGCCGAGCUGCGGGACUUUGGCCGGGCUCUCGGGGACCUGGACCGCGUGCUCCAGGAAGGUUCCGGGGACAGCGACCUCCCAACGCGGGCAGAGGACCUCUGCUCCCGGGGCCGCCUGCUGCUGAGCCUGGGGGAGGAGACUGGGGCUGCAGGGGCCUUCGCCCAGGCCCUCAAGCUGGCCCCCACUGUGGCUCAGAGCAGCCUGUGGGAGCGGCCGGGCCGGGCCCCUGCCGCCCAAGCCUUGCUGUGCCACGGGCAGCGCUGUCUGGAGGAUCGGCAGUAUGCAGAGGCCUGGACGGCAGCUGAGGGUGGCCUCCUGCUGGACCCCCAGCACCGCGGCCUCAGGAGGCUGAGGACCAGCAUCCGGAGGGAGGCGUCUGGCUGCCUGCUCCACUGACCGGGCUGCCUCCAGGCCCAGUUGUGG
Molecule: messenger RNA, 3410 nt
Organism: Equus quagga
Lineage: Eukaryota; Metazoa; Chordata; Mammalia; Perissodactyla; Equidae
Gene: TTC34
Product: tetratricopeptide repeat domain 34
Exons: 9
Coding region: 171-3383 (1070 amino acids)
Molecular function (GO): protein binding
Source: RefSeq, a predicted model, not a curated record